Rhincodon typus (whale shark) is the source of this 11437-nucleotide messenger RNA. RefSeq names its product RNA-binding protein Musashi homolog 2-like. Gene Ontology annotation, molecular function: RNA binding. The coding region runs from base 23 to 994 and encodes 323 amino acids. The record is from RefSeq and is a predicted model, not a curated record. NCBI's taxonomy places the organism in Eukaryota, Metazoa, Chordata, Chondrichthyes, Orectolobiformes, Rhincodontidae. Gene Ontology annotation, cellular component: cytoplasm. The transcript is spliced from 10 exons.
CCUGACAGUGCCGAGUUACUGGAUGAUCGUCUCCAGUCUCUGUGAGAAUUACAUUAAUCCGAAGGUAGAAGAUGCCAUGCUAAUGUUUGAUAAGACGACUAACAGGCAUCGAGGAUUUGGCUUUGUAACUUUUGAAAAUGAAGAAGUUGUUGAGAAAGUCUGUGAAAUCCAUUUCCAUGAAAUUAAUAAUAAAAUGGUAGAAUGUAAGAAAGCGCAGCCUAAGGAGGUGAUGUUCCCACCAGGGACUCGAGGCCGUGCUCGGGGAUUACCGUAUACAAUGGACGCUUUUAUGCUGGGAAUGGGAAUGCUGGGCUACCCAAACUUUGUCGCAACGUAUGGUCGUGGAUACCCUGGAUUCGCACCGAGCUACAGCUACCAGUUCCCAGGCUUCCCAGCAGCGGCCUAUGGCCCGGUAGCAGCGGCGGCGGCGGCAGCGCGAGGCUCAGGUAGGGGCGCCCGUGGAAGAGGCGGCUACAUGGCAUACCCUCAGAAUGUAGGGGCAGGGUUUGCUGAUUAUGGUUUCUAUUCCACGCCCGGCGAUCAGCGGGCCACUUUCUCGUUUGCGGACUACGGCUCAGUCGGACUGCGGGCUGCUCAGAUGCUGCGCAGCGAGCACGCUCCGUCAGCAAGCAGCCCCUCCCUGCACCAUCUAACCAAUGCGGAUCAGUUUAAGAACCCAGGGUCUGCACCCGGAUUAAACAGCCACCUGCUAACGUGGCCACAACCACUGGUAAAAAUGACAGUCCUGAAUAGCUACAGUGCUCAACCGAAUUAUGGCGCCCCUGCUUCUCCAGCAGGCACCAACCCACCCCGACCUGGUGGAUUUCCUGGAGCCAACAGUCCAGGCCCGGUCGCUGAUAUCUAUGGUACGGCCAGCCAAGACUCUGGUGUCGGUAACUACAUGAGCGCUACCAGUCCCCAGCCUGGCUCUGGCUUUGGACACAGCAUUGGGAGUUUAUCAGGAGCACCUUGCGAGACUGGCCAAACUUUCUGACUGGUCCCAUAUUCAGGUGAUGCCAUCAAAGCGAAGAAGAAAACUUUUAACAAAAUACUCACAAACAGGCACUACAUCAUCACUGAGCAAAGAAAACUGGAGGUGGUAGUCUGUGGACUAAUUGUGUUUUUUUUUAAUGAAAGAAAUUAAAUUGCAUCAUCUCAGUGAUCUACUGUAUUAUAAUAACCUUAAGAUAAAACAGAAAAUGGCAUUUUAAAUGAUUAAUAAUAGUCUUUUUAGUGUUUCUUGAUUUAUUUUGAAAUUUAUUUGAAUCACAAAUAUUAUUUUUCUCCUGCUAUUUGUGUUAUGGCCUAGUGAUGUAGUUCUUAGACUGUAUAUGAUACUUCUGACACCAUUAAUCAGCAAUGUAAUCUCUUUGUGUGUGUGUGAGUGUGUGUGUGUGUGUGUGUCGUUUUGACUGGGAAAGAGCCCUGAUUUCGUUCACACAGCCCCAUCCCCCGUCCCAGAUUUUACAAAUUCUGAAGACCUGAUAAGUGUUUAAGGGGGGUGGUGGUGGGAAGGGGAGGGGCUGGUGUUGGUUUUGGGGAUGGAGGGGGAGUGAUGCGGUAUGACUCAGCUAUAACAACAGAAACAAAAAGUGAGGAAUAACUGAGAAGGAGAUGUUGGGGAGAGAUAGAACUGCUGUCUGCAAGUGGGGAGGCUAUUGCCCGGUUGAAACAGGGCGAUGGGGGAAGACUGUUUCUGUUUUAAAUGUUACUGUCUAAAAGGAGCGGAAAAGUAACGAUCAGAAAUAAAUCUAUUUUUUUGUCCUGCAAUUGUAUCUUGGUUAGCUCCACUUUUGGCAAUAAGGUCAGGACUGUGAGAUUUAUUUUCCAAGUCCUUUUUCUAUAAGUACUGUUUUCACGGGUUUAUGUUUAAUUUUCUGGUCGUCGUUUAAAGCGGUGAUUAUAGUAUAAGGCGUUUAUUUUUGUCGUUGAAGUUUGUGAACUCUCGAAUACUGUAAAUAACGAUUCCAAGUGGCUGCAUAUAUUCUGUUCAGAGAGAGAGAUACUGAGAUUGAGAAAGAGUGAGGGAUACAAAUGUUUUGGUUUUUUAAAAAAUAUGCUUAUGGUGCUGCUCAGGGAUAGUGGCACACUUGGUGAAAUACAGAAUCUAUACGUUGGAGGGAAGUUAGAAAUGCUAUCACGCCUGCUUACCUGGGCGGCACUGUAACGAUACUAGUGUAACACUGUUCAGCUUCCUCUGUAGCUAAUUCCUGAAGGAAUUGCUGACUGUACUCGCGUCAUUACCAGUAUGUUAAUUUCUAGUCGAUUUCAACCCUAUGUAAACAGCUCCAGAAAAGCAUCUUUAGUUUAGGGUUUUUUGUCUCAGUUGUACAUGGAUUUCUUAUUUUACAUCGAGAAAUGGGAAAAAAAAAAGAAUUUUUUUUUCACUUCACGGACUGAAGAAAUAAUCCACGAACAAGUUUUAAUUACUUGAAUUGAUUUUUUUUUUGUUUGUCAAAAUGAACAGGCUGGGAGUUCUGUCUUCAGCCUCGAAAUUAUCAGUGGCUAAAUAUUGUCACAUUUCAACCAUUCGCUUUUCUCUCCUUAAUCCACCCUGUCGGUCACCGUAUUGCCUGAUUAGGGAUAAAUAGCAAGGCAGUACAAAAGCAAAACUCACACGAGCCUCUUAUCCAUUUUACUCUGUAUUACUGAAUUAAGAGCAAAAAGAAAGGUUAUUUUUCACGAAUACCUCAGUGCUGUAUUGGUUUCAGCAUAGAAGCAUUCUAAAGAUUAAUUUAUUGUAGACUUAAAGAUAAUUAAAAUAACAUUUUAAAAAAUCGUUGCACUGUGAUUGGUAGGGAGAAACUGACAAUUUCUAUUUGCACAUUUAAUUAUUUGGCAUUUUUUUAUGGUCCUGGAUCCCCUUAGACAGGGGGAGAUGUAUGAAGGAUAGUCUAAUUUCUUUUUGUUACAUUUGUCUUUUAUUUUUAAAUUAAAUUGAGACAAGUAGGGCUCCAAUAGCCAAUAGAUUGACAUCUUGUUAGGAUGAUGUGAUGAAGUGGGAAUGUUGCCGGUUAGUUUAUUGUAUUUUGCUGCACGACAAAGCAACAAAUCAUCUGUUUUUUUUCGUUUGAAGAAAGAGAAAUAGCAGUAAUUCUUCAACACAUGAAAUUUGGUACUCUAAGACUCUUUGUUAAUACACUGAUUCAUAGCUGCUGCACUCCUGGAUUAUUGUUUCCAGAUAGGUUACAGAAGAGUUAGCAAUUAACAUAUGGCCUGACUAGACACAGAAGCAGGUAACUAUAGAGGCAGUCAAAUAUUAUGACAUGAAAACGACAGUGGAUCCUGUCAGGGUUGCUUUUAAAAGAGAAAAAAAAACACAUUUGUUUUUACUCCCUGUUUUAUUUUUGUCUUCGGAGCAACUGGUUUGUAAAAACGCUGGAUGCGUAGACAUUUUUAUAAGUGAGAAAAGAUUUGAUCGAGGCACGAAAUUGAAAUAAUAACACACAUUUUAAAGAAGAUAGAAAUUGUUCUUGGGAAGAACAAACAAUAGUUCCCUAAGAUCUGAUUGUAAUCAGGGAACAUUUGUAUUAAUAAAUAAAUAUAUAUAUAUUUUUGGGGGGUUUGUUGAUAAUUCUGAACUGUUUUUCCUAGUUUAUUUUAUUUUUCCUCAUUCCCUUUCACCUCAGAGAUACAUUUCCACAUCCCCUCCGCCCCAGUUCAUUGUUAGACAUUGAUGUAUUUUUGCUAGUGUAUACAGUUGCUAUUGUCCUGGAGUGCUGUCUUUGAUGCUUAGCGUAGUGAUUUUUUAGACAAAAUAAUUCUAAAUAAUUCUAAAAUAAAUCUUGAGUAUUAGUUGUAGACGUAUUGUAAGUUAAAAGAGGAGAAAAAAAGUUUAAAAAAAUUUUUUUAAAGACUAAAAAGGUAAAUACAAGUUAUUAGAUGUAGUUAAAUGAGAUCUAGGACCAGUAAGGAUAGGAUUUCCUGUAUUUAAUAAUUAAUAAUUAAGAAAAAGGUAAUUACUAACCAUUAUAAUGUUGGGGCAAUUCUGCUGAUCUGACAUGGUUUCAACUAACCAAAGCUUUCAUGACAUUUUAAUGCUGGUAUAUGGAAGGCAUUAAGUGGAUUCCCCACCCUUGUCUUUUUAAAGGGUUGCCAUACUACCUUAAAUGCUAAUGCUAGAUAUGCAAAACUGGGUUUUUAUUAUUUUUAAGAGGGACACAAGCUAUAAUUAUGAAAAUGAUUUUAUUAAGAAAAGAAUCCAUAUUUUUUUAAAAGCUCAGAUGAAAUUGAUAAAAAAAAUGAUUGUGUGAUAAGUUUUAAUGUUUAUAUACACAUAAACCACAGUCCCAGUGGCCCACUGCACAGAUAUUUUUGACGAAAUAAAAUAUGUUUUAAUGUGUCUGCCUAUAUAGUAAGGUUUACUUUAGUUCUCACUUGUCUAGAGCGUUGGAUUUGUUAAGGUUUUUUGUGACUGAAUAUUCCGUCACUUUAAGAAGAGUCCAUACAAUUUUUAUUUUUUAAUUUGGUCUUGUAGCUUGGACUUUAAGGUAGCAUGGCUCUGUUUUGCUCAAAUUUUAUUUUUCAUUGUACAACAGUUUACAGCUGAUGAAUGUUACACAUCUUGCUUAGACUAGUUUCAAUUCAUUGGGCAAGUGUUGGUGAUUUUUCUGACCUGAAAGCUGUUUGACUGAACUCGGUGCUUUUAAGGCACUGCUGUUAGAACUUGAAGCUGAGGUGAGGAGCUCGGGGAGUUGGGGGGUGGGAGUAGGUGGGGCUGGGUCUGGGUAUGUGUUGGGGUAACCAGGUACGAGCCACAGUGACCAACCUCCGUGCCAAGCGUGAUGCAGCAAAGUCAUGAGUUACAGUUUGGCAUCACGCUGCAGUCCUCUUGGAGAGUUUUGUUCCCCCUGUUUAAAUUGCUGAAGGGCGGGGAUUGGGGGGAUGCAAGAAAGGGAGAGGACCCAAGGUUCAAGUAACACCAUGAAAAGUAGCCCAAGAUGCCUCAGCUGGCUUUAGCAGUAACAGAGUGACCAUUGCUACAAACAUGGGAUAUUGAAGGAAGAUCCUGCACCAAUUAAUUUCAAGUACUUGAGCCAUUUUCUCCGUGGCCGCUUGUUGUACCAUGCAGAUAGGGGCUGUCAAGGUCUUUGGGAUGUCCUGGGGUCACUAGGGAUAUAUUUCUUUCAUUUCACGCCUGCACCUCUUUUCUGAAUGUGAGACCUCCUGACACUUUGACUUCACCUCAACCUUACCAAUAAGAAGCUGUGGAAUAGUAAAAGAUUAAAAUGGGAGGGAAAGGUUGAUCCUGCCCCAUCUCCUAACCCCAGUGCAGUGCUGAAUCAGUUCACCUCAUGCUUUAUAUACUCCAUGGUCAAACAAGUCUGGAGUUUAACUUUGUUAAUGACUUACGCAUGGCAGCAAUGAGUGUUAUUUGCACUUUCAACAUUGUGCUAAAAUCCAUUGACGUGUUUGGCCGUUGGCUCAAUUAUUUAAUGUCUUUGGAAUUAAUCUGUUAGACCAGGAUUUGCUUUAAUGUGGCAAUUGCAGCCUCAGGCAAGAACCACCAGUGCUCAGCACUAAUGCAAAUUGACAGAGCAAACAUCUUUUUCUCCUUUGCUUUUUGGGAAUGCCAAGGGAGGUCAAGAACCAAAGCAGCUAUGAUCUAGUUUUUAGGGAUGGGUGUGGGAGUAUCUUUGGGAGGUGCCCUUGGAUUUUUGUCACCAAGUAACUCAAUGUAGAUGGGAUGCUCCAUUAUGAAGAGAUAUGGACACAGGCAAGAAGAAUUGAAAGAUUGAGUUUACUUUUAUCUGUUCGAUUGCUUAGUGAUGCUGCCUACUGGGUAAUUGUGAAUUUAAUUCAUUCGCAGCUCUUCCCAUCUUGCUGACACUGAAAUGGCUACGUGUCAGAUGGUCAGGAACAGACAGUCUCCAAUUCCGAUAGUAAUUUGAAACCAAGAAAGAUAGCUCUAACAUGGUAGUUAUUGCAGACAGAGAGAUGUUAAUGGGAUACUGCACUAUAUGCCCAUUUUAGCUCUCUGUCAGGAGCUCACUGCCCAUCAUAACAACACUACCACUCUUGUCAGAUAAUUACAGGAUAUGAAAACCUAGGGCACUAGUUAAUUUUAUCAAUGGAAGAUCAUUUGGUUGGCUAGUUUAGUUUUACUUAUCCAGUUAAUGUUUGUAAUUAGGUAGUGUUAAUCUUCAGAGGGAUGAGUGUUGACUGCCAAGUGUCUUUGGCAUAUGCAUUACAGCAAGUAGAGAAUGGACAGUGACCACACCAGAAUGGAGAGUGGUGAUGCCAAUUGGUAGUGAAUGGGCAGUGACCAUACCCAUUGGUAGUGAAUGGGCAGCGACCACACUAGUUGGUAGCGAUGAACAGUGACAACACCAUGCCUUCAAGGUGGGCAGUGACCAGUUGAUUUUACCAGCUUAUUUACUGAAAGUAACAUUGCAAAACAUUUCCUAGGACAGUUCUUAAUUUAUGACUACCCCCACCCCCCUACCAGCAGUCUUCUGUAUAUUUGUCUGAGCACAAAAUUGCAAUCCAUUCUUAGAGCUACUGCUACACAAUUCCCACAGCAAUUUAUUUGGCAAACAAGUUUUUGAAAGGGAGAGCUGUCGGCUCUGAUUUGAUCCAUGAUGACUCCUGAUAAACAUAGGACAGUCCAGAAUGACAAUAAAGCAGUCAGUCUCUGCCUCAAGUCUACUUUGGCCCUUGACUGACUGAAGGACAGUUUGAAUUGGGGAGGGAAUCGAGAUAUCCCCUUGCUGCUGUGCUUUCUUUCCCAGUUUGUUGUUAGGAACCUCAGUGCCACAAGUCGGUCAGAAGUCAGAGUUGAUAUUUGAUUUUUGAGGUGUGGUUUGAGCCUCUUGCCAGCUAAUGCUAACGUCACAGACUGCCAUCCCUCACCAUAUCACUCUUCUAUUGGUCCAACCUUAAAAGGACCAGGUGUAACAGGAGGGUUGACCCUGAAACGUGUGUGUUUCUGAGACAAGAUGUCAUGUUCGGGAUCUGAGCAGAAGGCCACGAUAGCUUCCUUCUUGGUGCAGUGGAACCACAGAUGUCCACAUGAUUUCUCCAGUGGCACCAGAUGGAUUAACAACAAAGCUGAACUGCCAGUUUCUUUUGCCCUGUGGGUCUAUUCCUGUUACAAACAGGCAUAUAAGACUCUGUGAAUGUGGGACUGGUCACUCUGUCAUUGCUUGAUCCUCAACAUUUUUUCCCUCUUCAACAAUCUCCUACAAGUUGUUAUUAAGAAGUUUUUGUUUAAAUGGCCAAUCAGUUUGUGAAAUUGACCUGAAAUGGACAAAUAUAAGUUGUUUGCAGAGGGUUGAUUGGAGAUUGGAAUCUGAUUACAGCCCUGCUGAUUAUUGUGCUGCUGUCUGGUGUAAACAUCUUCACUCUCUCUUUGACUUGUUCUUGCCUUGUUAUUUACUUUGUAGAUUGAAUUGUAGACUAUGUUUAGAAAUGCAUCAGUGUUCCAAAGUCCAGUGCAAUGUGUCAGUAAAGUCUGAACUAACCCAGAAAACUGAAAUGAGGAUGAGACGGAAGAGAAACAAACAAACAUUGGUACGAAAGAGGCUUUACUUCCAGCACCUCUUCCCACUUUCCCCCACUCUUGGCUUUAGGAUCACCACAGUGAAGUUCAACCCAGACUGAAAUUUUCCCUGGUACAGCCCCUCCGUGGUGCAGGACUCCCCCCGGUCUUGAUCCUCUACUCCAGAGUCUGUGCCUCUGUCUUGCUUUAUUUAAUGGCGGUACUGUGCUGUUCCUUGUGUUCCCAUUUCUGUACUUCUCACCACAUUGUUAAAUACUCAUGACAAGUGGUUCUGCUGGCAAUGCGGGGAGCCAGAACCCUUUUUUAUCCCCAAUAUCGCCGUAGUUUCUUGAACUUCCCCCCUACCCGGCCAAGCCGAGAGAAAGGUAACUUUGGCCAAAAGGAGCCAUUUUUUUCUCACAUCCUUGAUGAGUGACAUUGUUCCUGGACAGAAACAUUACUUUGGGCACAAUGACAAGAAAUAUCAAACACGCUUGCAGAAGACAACACUGGAAACUGGGGGCACCCAUUGUAUCUUUAGGGUUCUGUGUUCCUCACUGUUCUAAUUAUUGUAUCUGUAAGGAGAGCUAUCUGCAGCAUCCUCCACACUCCAAUUACUGCGCCCAUACACUCACUGUACCCACUUUGGAACUGCUUUUGUAAGAAUCUGAUUUUUUUGUGCCUAUGUCACUCUGAACAGCCACCAGCUUCAUCAAACUACAUUUGAUUGUAGCAUGUUAAAGUGCUUCAUGCACUUUGCGGAGAUAUGGCUGACUCUCCACUGAAAUAAAACAGUAAUGCCGUGAGUGUACCAGUCUUUCCUGCUGGGUGACUGAUCUGCCCAUGUUCCAAGACUAGGGCAUGAUGGCCAAUCGCAGGUCCAGGCAGCAGGCUGUUAAGGCUAUUGUUCAGCCUGACUGCCUGCCCUCCUGCUGCAUCUAUACCUGCACCUGGGUGCCCCUCAAAUGGAAGCAUGUGUUGUCUACCAGCGCACUUCAUACCACUCACCAGCAUGAGGUGCUAGGGGGCCUAGAUCACAUCUGGAAGGCUUGUCAACUUUGAUCAUUAAUCUCCUUUGUGUUACAGUGGCGUAAUAGUGGUUCCUUUCUAAAGGAUCAUGUAAUUGGUUCGAGGAACCAAGAAGAGGUAAAAUUGAAGACCAGUGAUUUUGACUUCAAUUUGGGCAACAAUUUCAAUUGGUUGUGCAAAGAAGCCAUUUAACACGUUCUGUUCCCUUGUUGGCAACCUCCAUUUCAGCAUUUCAUACAACAGUCUUCAAAAGUACCUCUUUGACUGUAAAGUGUUUUAGGACACCCUGAGAUCAUGAACGGUGCUAUAUGAAUGCAAGCCUUCCUUUCACACAAGAAGUGAAAAAAGCCAACUUUUGGCCCCUGGGUUCCAUCUGCAGCAUCUGGUGCAGGCAAUUUCUUUGUGUGGACGCCUUUGUAUUACUUUAAUUCCUAGCUGUUAGCUUAGUACAGUUGUAUUUGCCGUUGCUUUUAAGUCUUAUCUGAUAUCCCUCCAUAUAAAUUGUUGCCAUCUGCCCUCAAAACUGAGCAAAUUAGCCAUCCACAUGUGUAGGCCACGUUAAACUGUAUUGACACCACUUUUUCUGGUCAGUGUGUCUUACGACUUGGUCCAGCCUGAGCAAGCAAGGAAAACCGGCCUCUCCUUAAAAUGUAAUAUUUCAGCGUGCUGCGUUGAAUUGGUGCUAAUUCAGACAAAGAGAAAGAACUUCAACAGAAAGCAUUUUAAGCAAUUUCCCUCCAUUGGUGAUUUGAGCAAUGCUCAUCAAGGUGAUUGACACUCGUAUCGAUUGUCAAAUGCUCUCCUGAGUUAAACGCACCUCAGCUGGAUUCCAUCCAGGCAACAUCACAACCAGCAGAAGGGAACCUCCUUGAUAUGGAAUUGUUUUCUGUUUCCAAUAUAAAUCGGUAUUAAGCAGACGUUGCCAUUCCAUGCCAGUCCAGACUGUUGCUCCAAGGAGCUAGACUUGAACCGCUCAAAUUGAUGGACUGAAGGGCCUCUUGUGCACUGUAAAACUCUAUGACUGGCCGUUUCGAUCUUGACCGCAUGAAUUCAGGUCCUGGAGGGCUCGUCGUGGCUCGUCACACCCAACUCACAACAUUGCGGUUCUUUAAGUUAUAUUCCACAGCCUUGUGCUAAAAUCUGGGUUCACUGCAGUGCUGAGGGAGAGCUGCUUUGUCAGGCAUGCUGUCUUUUAGACAAAAUGUUUUACUGAGGCCCUGUCUGGCCACUCAGGUGGAAGUUUGAUGAUUCCUUGGCAAUACAGAAGGGUUUGUGGGAGAAUUUCUCCUUGGUGUGCUGUCCUUUAACCAACAGUACUAAAAGCAGAUGACCCAGCUAUUAUCCCAGUGCUGUUUUGGGAUCUUGCUGUGUUUCCAUUGACUAGCGCAUUCCCUACUUUACAGCAGUCACUUCACUUCAAACACCGUAUCAUCUUUGGGCUGCGAGGUGGCAAAUGUCUCUAUGUAAAUGCGCAGGUCCUCUCUUCUUACAAGGUUAUUUCACUUGAUGCCAUUUCAUGAACAAUAUUCUCAAAAAAGCUGUUAACAAGUCGACACCGAGUACAAUUAUACAAUGCUGCAAGCCAGCAUUUGUUCAGAGUGCAUUGUGAAAACUGAAUUGGCAGUGUAAGCGGUAAAACUCGAUGUUAAGGAAAGGAGAGGGUUUCAUUGUGACAAAUAAGACUCCUGCUGAAGGGGAAAUAAUAAGCCAGACCUCGAAAUGAAAGAUUCACUCAAGCUGUCUGUAAACCCAGUAACUUGCUGUGUAUUUCCACUGCCUUCUGCUUUCUCUCGUUAUUUGUGUUUUGAUUUUUACUCCCAUGGCUGUUCUAUCUAGUUGCCUCGUCGGGUGCCAGUGUCCGCACCUUGCGUUAAGUCCGUGCAGCAAACCGUUCUACACUCCACAGAAAGCCUUUGUCUAGAAAGCACUUUGAGACAUUGCAAUAUGACAGAGGAAAAAGGUUUGGACAAGGUACUGUCUUAUACUGGGGCAGGUCUCCACGCUCUGCCACAGGCUUGCUGAGGAAUGACAACUGAGACUUUGAUGUCACAGUUGGUGAGGUUUGAGUUAUCGCAAGAGCGAGGCCAGCAGCUACUUUACAACAGAGGUUAGACUUCAGAAAAAGUGGCUUUUGGAUGUCCUGAGGUCAUGAAAGGCUCUACAUAAAUGCACGUUCUUCCUUCCUCAAUGGCUAAAGGGUGUCGUUUCUGCCACCCUCCCCCACCAGCUCUGAAGGGAAAGUAAAAGGUAAAACCCAGAUAAAAUACCCCUUAAGGAUUGAGUUUCUUGAGAUUGCUUUACCAAGUGAAGUUCCAGGGGUGAAUUUUGUCGUAGUCUUCUCUUGCGAUCAGAGUCAGUCCUUACCUGGAGGGAGAUGUUUGCAAAAAGGCCGGGCCUUUCCAAGUAUCAUGGGAAUGAGGGGUGGGUGAGCUGCAGUUCGGGGUUUAUAAUGUCACUGGUUUGUGGUCCUUAUAUUAGUUCAAGCUAGCGUCCUGGAAGACAAGCCUCAGCUCCAUUGUAGCUUCACAAUCAACGGAGAGAAGCAAUAGCGUUAGAUGAGUACGGGGCUGGGCUGGGGGACAAUGCAGUUGUUUGCGAACACAGAUGCUCCUGCAGGUGUUGGGGAAUCACUGUGGCUCACUCACUCUUCCCUCCCCAGCUCUCACCUCACCAUGAAAAUCCAAACUGUCAACACUGUAAACACAACUAGUUUCAAAACAAAAAGCAUCUUUCAGGUCCCUGUGUACGGCUUACUAAGCCCUGUUGUAAAAUAUGUGGAUGGGGCUCUCUCACAUCACAGAUGUGGAAAGUAUAAUUUUAUAUUUGUAUUUUCAAAAUAAAAAAAGUUUGUGAAAGGUUUCCAUCCUCUACUGUGGUCCAGAAAUCAAUGUGUUUGUCUGAGAUAAUAAAAAAAGUUUAAAAAAUGAA